AUGGCCGACCUAGAUGCAGAGCUGCUUGCUCUGGCAGGUGAUGACUCUGAAGGCGAGGGAAGCAUUGCUUCUUCCCCACAAAGGAGGUCUUCAUCACCUGCAAAAGAGAGUUCUCCACCUCCUCCUACACGAAAUUCAGCUGCGCGAGGAUCGAGAAAAGGCCGCAAACGAAGAAAUUACUCCGACGACGAGGAAGAAGAUAUGUCGGUAUCCGAACAAUCUGCAGCUAUGUCCGAAUCGGAGGCUGAGGCCGAUUUUGAACCUGAAGAGAAGGCCAUGUUCGCCUACGAAAGGCUAUACCACAGUGCCGCGGAGAAGGCUGAAAUCGAGGCAAAGCCGGAAAUAGAAAGAGAAGCCAUACUUGCAGAAAGAACUGAACAACUUGAGCACCAUGAGCAGAAUGCACAGCUGCGUCGCAUGCUUCUGUCUCGAGAGAAGGAGGAAGCUAAGAAGUCGGCCAAGAAGCGCAAAGCAAGUAAUGCAGAUCUAGACGAACAACGCAAAAGCUCUCGACAACGUACUAAAACUGGCGGAAGUAAAGAUGCACUUGCCGCCUACAGGAAGCAACGUGAAGAUAAGGCUGCUCUAGAAGAGCGUCGCAGGAGUGGAAAGGCUUCGCCACGACGAGAUCACCCACGUGAUGACUAUAGUGACGCAGACGCCGAGGGCGAUAGCGACAUUGACUACAAUUAUGGCAGCCGGAAGCGCCAGAAACAAAGUCCUACUCCUCCGAAGGACGAUCCACCCGCAGAGCUACAAGACAUUCAGCGUAUCCGGAUUGGCCGCGAAAACUUUGCGCAAGUCUGCUAUACUCCCGGCUUUGAGGACGCGAUCACAAACUGCUUCGCUCGCGUUUGCCUCGGCCCUGGCCGCAAUCCAGGACAAAACGAGUACCGCAUCUGCAGCAUCAAGGGAUUCCAAGAAGGCCGUCCGUAUGCCAUCGAAGGUCCAAACCACAAGGCUUUUCUCACGAACAAGUACAUCAUCGCCGCUCAUGGGAAAGCAACGAAACCCUGGUCUUUCCUAGAGUGCUCAAACAGUCGUUUCACAGACGACGAAUGGAGGAGAUACAGACUGACAAUGGCCAACGAGGACUGCAACAUGCCCACACGAGGUCAGGUCAAUGCUAAACUGGAACGAAUCGGCAAACUAAUCACCCACCGCUUCUCAGACGUCGAAAUCUCACAGAAACUCAAACAGCAACAAUCCCUACUGGACACAGUCAAUCGCACCACUGAACGCAAGGCACUAAAGCAAAAGAUCCAGGCCGCAGAAGAUGCAGGUGACGACGAACAAAUCCGCGACCUCGAAGACCAACUACUGAACCUCGUACCCUUGAAACUAGCCCUGGGCACAACCCUGCAACCCAGUCAAGUUCAGCAACAAAAAGCAAACAACGAAGCCGAUCGCCUGGCAGAACUGAACAGGCGCAAUCAGCGAUUAACAAGUGAAAACAUUCAGAAAGCAGCAAUGUUGAAGAGACGCGCCUACAAAAAGGUCGAGGUGAACCAGGUUGAUAAGGACAGACUGGUACCGCCUAAGCCCAAGGCUCUAGAUGACGAUCUUUUUGGCAGUGGGAGUGACAUAUCGAGGGCGGGAACGCCUGUCAAUGGAGCUGGCAGCAGGGCUGGCACACCCCUGAUGUCUGGCUUGAGUAAUGGCACACCGAGAAGUGGAACGCCUUUGUCCAUGAGGACCGGUGGUGAGAUGAAGAAGGGCUUGCCGGUCAUCAAGAAGGGAAAAAGAGAUGAUCAGGUCUUGCAAGGGUUGGACUUGGGGAUUGAUAUUGACAUUUAG
Molecule: messenger RNA, 1797 nt
Organism: Lithohypha guttulata
Lineage: Eukaryota; Fungi; Ascomycota; Eurotiomycetes; Chaetothyriales; Trichomeriaceae
Gene: RTF1
Product: RNA polymerase-associated protein rtf1
Exons: 2
Coding region: 1-1797 (598 amino acids)
Cellular component (GO): Cdc73/Paf1 complex
Molecular function (GO): RNA polymerase II C-terminal domain phosphoserine binding; DNA binding
Source: RefSeq, a predicted model, not a curated record